AUGUGCCCCAAGAGCUUCGCAGAUCCCUCUGCUCUUAGAAAGCACGAACGGCCCCACACUGGCGAGGAAGAGCUGAACGGAGUCGAUCCAGGAGAUAGCCAAGGCAGACCAGAGUGCCAAACGUGCGGCAAGAGCUUCGCGGAUCACUCUGCUCUCAGAUUUCACAAACGGACCCACACUGGCCAGAAACCUCACAAGUGCCAGGAGUGCUCCAAGAGCUUCGCGCAUCCCUCUACUCUCAGUAGGCACGAACUGACCCACAGUGGCAAGAAACCUUACAAGUGCCAGAUGUGCCCCAAGAGCUUCGCGGAUCCCUCUACUCUCAGAAGGCACAAAUUGACCCACAGUGGCAAGAAACCUUACAAGUGCCGGAUAUGCCCCAAGAGCUUCGCGGAUCCCUAUGAUCUCAGAAGGCACGAACAGGCCCAAAGAGGUCAUUAAGUCAAAUAGAGGUGUUUAAGAUGUUCCACACAUUACACGGCGGAAGGCUUUGUCCGAGUAAGUUCAUCGCACGAACUUGUAGAUUCAGGAGGCCACGCGAGUCUAUGCUGGCGGCGAUGAUGUGCUCCGUGAUUUAGGCCACAAGAACUUUGAGCGUCUCCACUCUCUGUGACGACUUGUGAAGAUCGCUUCCGCGAGUUCAAGAAAAAGGAGGUAGCCGCCACCAAAGAACCGUCUAUUGAGGAUGUAUUCCCAAUCAUUGAGGCCGAACUGCAUAACUACAGGUGUCGCCACCGUUCUGCAGCAUCCGGUAUGAACUUUCCUUCAACUAAGCUGUC
Mytilinidion resinicola is the source of this 779-nucleotide messenger RNA. RefSeq lists its product as uncharacterized. The transcript has a single exon. Bases 1 to 441 code for a protein of 146 amino acids. The record is from RefSeq and is a predicted model, not a curated record. Gene Ontology annotation, molecular function: RNA polymerase II cis-regulatory region sequence-specific DNA binding; DNA-binding transcription factor activity, RNA polymerase II-specific. Gene Ontology annotation, biological process: regulation of transcription by RNA polymerase II. Gene Ontology annotation, cellular component: nucleus. NCBI's taxonomy places the organism in Eukaryota, Fungi, Ascomycota, Dothideomycetes, Mytilinidiales, Mytilinidiaceae.